AAGUUCUGUCAUAUUUCGAUCAAUCUAAUGACUAUUGAUGAGCAACCAAAAUCACCACAACUCCGCUUCCUCACGGCAUUCUUCUGUCCCUAUGCCCAGCGGGCCCGUAUAGCCCUAGAGUGGUACAAGCUCCCAUAUGAGCACAUAGAGUGCCUCAGUCCAGGGCCGGACGGGUACACCAAGCACCUUCUACUCCUCGAGACCAAUCCUAAGGGUCUGGUACCAACUCUGAUUGUUGACCAUUCCGACGGGAGACGAGAAAUUGUUGUCGAGUCUUUGGACAUCAUCGAGUAUCUGGACACUAUCGCUCGUGGUAUGGGGCUGCCAAUACAGCCUCUGGUCCCAGAAGAUAGGAAGGAAAGGCGGCGACUAAGGAAGGCAGCGCAGAUCUACAACGCAUCUUUCUGUGACCGUUUCAUCCAAUGCUUCCGCCGCAACAGGCCAGAUAGAUUCUCUGACAUGAUUGCGGCUCUGGAAAACUUCAGUUCUGAGAUGCUUGGUCCCUUCUACAACGGUGCUUCCCUCUGCAUCGUUGACGUUGCCCUAUAUCCUUUUGCCUAUGCUACGUCUGUUCUUGGUGCUUCCAAAGGUCCAGAUUUCACUUUGUCACGAGACAAUCAUCCGCAGCUUGGUAAGUACUUCGACUGGUUGUCUAAGAUGUCCGAACUUGCAGUUGUGAAACAGACGCUCAUGCCUCCACGCCAGUUGAUACAGACAUACGACCACCUCACGAAGUUGUCUACGGCGCAGGGGAAACCGUCGCGACGAGUAAAUGAUGCUAAGCUUGAAUCCACGACCCGUCUUACUCAUUCAUCGAAGCUCUGAGUAUAGAUGCUGUGGAAUCCGUGAUGAUAUUUUCUCGAGAAUAUACUGUUAUGCGGCCACCCAAUGUCGACGCUUUCAUGUCUGAGUUUACGAUUGAAUGAGGU
Perkinsus marinus ATCC 50983 is the source of this 929-nucleotide messenger RNA. Its product is annotated as Glutathione S-transferase 103-1A, putative. Lineage: Eukaryota; Perkinsozoa; Perkinsida; Perkinsidae. The transcript has 7 exons. The record is from RefSeq and is a predicted model, not a curated record. Gene Ontology annotation, cellular component: cytoplasm. Bases 28 to 825 code for a protein of 265 amino acids.